Panicum virgatum (switchgrass) is the source of this 1785-nucleotide messenger RNA. Its product is annotated as ATP-dependent DNA helicase PIF1-like. Gene Ontology annotation, molecular function: DNA helicase activity. Bases 1 to 1785 code for a protein of 594 amino acids. NCBI's taxonomy places the organism in Eukaryota, Viridiplantae, Streptophyta, Magnoliopsida, Poales, Poaceae. The record is from RefSeq and is a predicted model, not a curated record. The transcript has 2 exons. Gene Ontology annotation, biological process: telomere maintenance; DNA repair.
AUGUACCAGAUGCCGUCCUCAUUGCGAAGGCUAUUUGCAACGAUUUUGGUAUUCUGCGAGCUAAGUGAUGUGUUCGGGCUAUGGCAGAAACAUCUAGAUGCAAUGUCAGGGGACUACCGAUGCAACAGUCCUUCCCCCACGGCCGUGGAACAAAUGGUGCUUAUUGACCUUAGAAAUAUGUUGCAAUCGAUGGGGAAGGACAUAAAGUUAUUCCCACUACCCGAUAUCGACGACACCUAUGACACAGCAAGCGGUAUCCCAUGUGAGAUCUUUGAGGAGGCAAUCAUAUCUCCCCGUGCGGAUGAUGUGGCAUUGUCCGAGUCCUUGAAUAGUGAGCAGAGGGCUGCAUAUGAUGAGAUCAUGGCCGCGAUUGACACGGAUGAAGGCAGUUUGUUCUUUGUGCAUGGACCUAGUGGAACUGGGAAGAAUUUUCUUUACAGGGCCCUGCUCGCUAGAGUACGUAGUGAGAACAAGCUUGCUGUGGCGAAUGCUACAUCUGGUGUUGCCGGCUCCAUCAUGCCCGGUGGAAGAACCGCCCACUCACGCUUCAAAAUACCACUUACUAUUGAGGAUGGUGGAUUAUGUAGCUUCACAAAACAAAGUGGUACUGCAAAGCUGCUGCGGGGAACAUCUCUUAUAAUUUGGGAUGAGGCUACAAUGACAAAGAGGCAAGCGGUGGAGGCUCUUGACAAAAGCUUGAGAGAUAUAAUGGAUCGGCCGGAGCUGCCAUUUGGUGGGAAGACUGUUGUUUUUGGUGGAGAUUUCAGGCAGGUCCUCCCUGUUGUCCGGAAGGGGUCGAGGUUUCAAAUAGUCGAUGCUUUGCUGCGGAGGUCGUACCUUUGGGAUUGGAUGCGGCAUCUAAAGUUGGUGCGCAACAUGCGGGCACAGUGCGACCCAUGGUUUGCAGAUUAUCUCUUGCGCAUCGGUGGUGGAACAGAGGAGGUAAACGGUGAUGGAGAUGUCCGUCUCCCGGACGAUAUAUGUGUGCCUUAUACUGGAGAUGGUAAGGAUCUUGAUAGAUUGAUUGAAUGCAUAUUCCCAAAGCUGAAUGAGAACAUGGCAAGCAAUGACUACAUCACUUCGAGGGCGAUUUUGUCAACACAAAAUGAGCGGGUGGAUAUGAUUAAUAUGAAGAUGAUCAGUAGUUUUCAAGGGGACGAGAUGGUUUAUCAUAGCUUCGACUCUGCAAUUGAUGAUCCACAUAACUAUUACCCCUCGGAGUUUUUUAACACCUUGACCCCAAAUGGUUUACCUCCACACAUGCUAAAGCUUAAGAUCGGCUGCCCAAUCAUAUUGCUUAGAAAUAUCGACCCUGCGAAUGGACUCUGCAACGGAACGAGACUGAUGCAUGCUGGAAAGCGGGUUUUCCUUCCUCGGAUACCCUUAUGCCCAUCAGAUGAUGAGAUGUUCCCGUUCCAGUUCAAGAGAAAGCAAUUCCCUAUUAGGCUCAGCUUUGCCAUGACAGUUAACAAGGCACAAGGGCAAACUAUUCCCAACGUGGGGGUGUACUUGCCCGAACCCGUGUUCGCACAUGGUCAGUUGUACGUUGCGCUAUCUAGAGCAACCGCCAGGUCAAACAUUAAGAUCCUCACACUCCCACCUAAUGCUGACGAAGGCGACAAGGAAGAUGAAAACAAGGAUAAGAAGAAAUCCCAGAAGAAGGACAAGAGAAAACCAAGUGUGAAGGAGAGGAAAAAAAUGUUGGAUAACCAGAAGAAAAAGACACCAAUGAGAAACGGUACAUACACAAAGAAUAUUGUGUAUAAGGAGGUCCUAACGCUAUAG